AACCAACUGGGGAAUCGAUAAGCAACGAGUCCACGUCAUUUUGCGUGACAACGCUGCAAAUAUGAAGAAAGCCAUGGGGAGUAUGGGAGUGAGGAGUGUGGGUUGUGUUGCACAUUCUUGCCAACUCUGCGUGCAUGAGGGCCUGCUUUCCCAGCGCAGUGUGACAGACACCCUGGCCAACGCGAAGAAGAUUGUAGGCCAUUUCGAACACUCACCACUGGCCUACUCUCYCCUUGAAGACAUCCAGAUGGACCUGAAAAUGGAUAUGAAGUGCUUACAACAAGACGUGCAGACGAGAUGGAAUAGCAGUCUCUACAUGUUGCAGAGCCUACUAGAACAAAAACGGGCUCUCAGUGUCUUUGCAGCUGAGCGCACUUUACCAGCAACACUGACAGCCAGUCAGUGGGAAUUGAUGAAGACAGCUGAUGUGCUUGCCCACUUUGAACAGCUGACCAGGGAUGUGAGCAGAGASACUGCAACUGCAGCUGAUGUGAUCCCUGCCAUAACAGUCCUCAAACGUAUUCUGUCUCGGGAGGGGGAUGAGGAGCAGGGAAUCAAGACCAUGAAGAAGACUCUUCUUGAGGCAGUCGAAAAGCGCUUUGCUGWUGUUGAAACUGAGCCAGUCUUCUACAUCGCCACUCUUUUAGAUCCCAGAUACAAAGAUCAGCAAGUACAGUAAAAUUAAAAUGCACCUUUUGUA
Molecule: messenger RNA, 700 nt
Organism: Austrofundulus limnaeus
Lineage: Eukaryota; Metazoa; Chordata; Actinopteri; Cyprinodontiformes; Rivulidae
Product: zinc finger BED domain-containing protein 4
Exons: 3
Coding region: 62-679 (205 amino acids)
Cellular component (GO): nucleus
Source: RefSeq, a predicted model, not a curated record